AUGGACGCUUUGAAGAAACGUCAACGCUUUUCUGGCCAUGACGAUUUGGUGCUGUUACGGGAAGUAUUGUCUCACAAUCCAUUUGAGAAUCCUGCGUUAUGGCAAGUGAUUCAAGAAAAUGUUUCCAGUUUAACUGGAAAAACAUUCGUCAUAAGAACACUGAGGGAACAUUUGGAGAGGUUAAUAAAACUGUGGCUGGAAAUGUUUGAAAUCUUUAAAGACAAGUCAGGAAUAGAAGUAGUCUCUACAGAGAAGGAUACUUUAUGUAGCAAUAUUUAUUAUUUGAUGAAGGAAUUCAAAGUUGCCAAAAAGAAGAAAACCUCAAUCAGUACAUCGAAAACUAUUGGUAACGAUGCUGAACCCAACUGUUGGAGGCUUCGGGAUCAACAGAGAAAACAGAGAAUAUAG
This is a messenger RNA of Ceutorhynchus assimilis (cabbage seed weevil), 408 nucleotides long. The record is from the annotation of a GenBank genome assembly. NCBI's taxonomy places the organism in Eukaryota, Metazoa, Arthropoda, Insecta, Coleoptera, Curculionidae.